GUACAGAAUUGUUUGGGUAUCGGUCCUAACAGUAUUCCGUUACAAUGUACUGUAAAGUGUAUCUCUUUCUUUCUUUAAUUUGAGUAUAUGUAUGGACAGUGAAAAUCCUAUAUUAGUGUGUUAGGCUGAUGCAUAAUGAUUGAAUGUUAGCUCUGUCUCCAUCUGCUGGCAUUUACUAGUAGACUCACUGUGGUCAUUAAAGAUCCCAUGGCAUUUAUCAUACGAGUAGGGGUGUUAACCCUGGUGUCCUGGCUAAAUUCCCAAUAAGACCCUCAUACCAUCAUGGCCACCUAAUCAUCAUCCCCAGCUUCCAAUUGGCUCACUCACCCCCCCUCUCCUCUCCCUUGUAACUAUUCCCCAGGUCGUUGUUAUAAAUUACAAUGUGUUCUCAGUCCAUUUGCCUGGUAAAAUAAGGGUUAAAUACAAAACUAUGUUUUAAAACUCACUAAUGAAUCCCUCUUGAGCAAUAUUGGAUAGAUCAACAGCCAGAGAGAAUGGUACCAAAAUACAGGCCUGACGUAUUUUACAAAAAAAAAAAAUAGCUUAAUGAUUACUGGUAUUUGGACGUGCUGUACCAAUCAACGAGAUCUGUUAUCAAUAAUGGCCUAGGGUGAUAUCAUAUUAAUGCUGCUGCAGAGAGCGAUGAAAUCCCCCAGCACGAACCGGUGAUUGCUACCCGGGGAAUAAAUUAUCCAGGCAGCAGGCGCUAGAGAGGACCCCCCCCCCCCCUUCCCCUUCCCCCAACUGUCGAACAGAAGGAAUCUCAUCUAUACACUACCGCGUCCGGUGGAACAUCAUGUCUGCUAUGAGGACGUUGACGGUCGCGGGAUUGUUUCUGGCGUUUUGCGCGUUGGGACUCAUAGCAGUCGCAAUAUGUACUGACAAUUGGUACGAGACGGAUGCGAGGAGGCACAGGGAACGUUGUAAGAAUUAUUCCAACAAAAGGAACGACCCUGGAUUCAUCUAUAUCUCCAACCAGAACCUCCCACUCCGUAUGCUACCGAAGGAGAAUAACGUGGAGAGGAAGAGGUCGAGUGGAGGACUCCUCCUGCGGGCUAAGCGGCACUUCUUGCCCCCCGCCCCGGCCAUGGAGUCCCUCUGCAGUCGGCAGUACAACUCCACCAUCUCCGGGCUGUGGAGGAAAUGUCAUCGGGAGGGAUUCGACCUGGAGACAGAGGAUCUCAUCUUUAAAGGUUUAGUUCAGCGCUGCACACCAAUAAAAUACUACUACUAUUCUUUAGCCCUCCCCAGAAAGCUGAGCAUCAAUAUAAUCAAGACUAUUCGUCAGGAUGAGUGGCACGCACUCCACCUGCAGAGAAUGACAGUCAGUUUCAUCGGCAUGGCUGUGUCCAUCAUCCUGUUUGGCUGGGUGAUCGGAGCUCUGGGCUGCUGUCAGCAGCAUGACCUGAUGCAGUACGUAGCGGGACUGCUCUUUCUCAUGGGAGGAACAUGCUGUAUCAUCUCUCUGUGUACAUGUGUAGCAGGGAUCAACUUCCAACUGUCCCGUUAUCCUCGGUAUAUGUAUGGGAUCCCAGAGGACAUCAGUCACGGAUACGGCUGGUCCAUGUUCUGCGCAUGGGGGGGCCUAGGUCUCACCCUAUUGGCCGGCUUCCUGUGCACGCUGGCUCCUUCCCUCUACCCCCCCGUGCCUCACACUAUGGUAGAGAGGCUGCAACGCAAGCCUCGACAUGAGAACGGCUGUGUGUGACACCAUAGAAAUAGAAUUACUAUUUGACUUCAAUGGGAAUGUUCAUUCUAGUAAUGGGAAUGUCCAUUCUAGUAAUGGGAAUGUCUGUUCUAGUAAUGGGAAUGUCCGUUCUAGUAAUGGGAAUGUCCAUUCUAGUAAUGGGAAUGUCCGUUCUAGUAAUGGGAAUGUGUGUUCUAGUAAUGGGAAUGUCCAUUUUAGUAAUGGGAAUGUCCAUUCUAGUAAUGGGAAUACCCAUUCUAGUAAUGGGAAUGUCCGUUCUAGUAAUGGGAAUGUCCGUUCUAGUAAUGGGAAUGUCCGUUCUAGUAAUGGGAAUGUCCGUUCUAGUAAUGGGAAUGUCCGUUCUAGUAAUGGGAAUGUCCGUUCUAGUAAUGGGAAUGUCCGUUCUAGUAAUGGGAAUGUCCGUUCUAGUAAUGGGAAUGUCCAUUCUAGUAAUGGGAAUGUCUGUUCUAGUAAUGGGAAUGUCUAUUCUAGUAAUGGGAAUGUCCAUUCUAGUAAUGGGAAUGUCCAUUCUAGUAAUGGGAAUGUCCAUUCUAGUAAUGGGAAUGUCCAUUCUAGUAAUGGGAAUGUCUAUUCUAGUAAUGGGAAUACCCAUUCUAGUAAUGGGAAUGUCCAUUGUUGUAAUGGGAAUAUCCGUUCUAGUAAUGGGAAUGACUAUUCUAGUAAUGGGAAUGUCCAUUCUAGUAAUGGGAAUGUGAAUGACCAUUCAAGUAAUGGGAAUGUCUGUUCUAGUAAUGGGAAUGUCUGUUCUAGUAAUGGGAAUGUGAAUGUCCGUUCUAGUAAUGUGAAUGUCUGUUCUAGUAAUGUGAAUGUCCGUUCUAGUAAUGGGAAUGUCCAUUCAAGUAAUGGGAAUGUCUGUUCUAGUAAUGGGAAUGUCCGUUCUAGUAAUGGGAAUGUCCGUUCUAGUAAUGGGAAUGUCCGUUCUAGUAAUGGGAAUGUCUGUUCUAGUAAUGGGAAUGUCCGUUCUAGUAAUGGGAAUGUCCAUUCUAGUAAUGGGAAUGUCCAUUCAAGUAAUGGGAAUGUCCGUUCAAGUAAUGGGAAUGUCUGUUCUAGUAAUGGGAAUGUCCGUUCUAGUAAUGUGAAUGUCCAUUUGAGAAUGUCUGUUCUAGUAAUUCUAUUUCUAUGUGUGGCACUCUGCCAAACCUUCAACUCCCAGUGACAGGAGUGUGUGACCGUGUCAGUAUCUGCCAGACUUUCCAGUGACAGGACACUCAUCCCUCUUGUCCCUUUGACAGUCAGUCAUCCCUUCCUCUGAAAAAAAUAUGUUGAUAUGUGCUGGUCUGACUGGACUGGGGACGUUACCCAGGGACUAAGAAGUAAGAUCUGUCAGACACACAGCAUUGAUUGCACAAAGAAAAGAAACAGACAAAAAUAUUCUGUCUCUCAAGCUUGAAGGGAAUUUGUUAGGGUUGGAUGAUGACAGUUUACUGAAGAGGAUUUCAAAUCUUCUUCUGGUGCUUUCUUUUCUUCUGUCCUCCUCCUCCUCUUCCUCCUCCCUAACCAAAACUGUCAACAGCUACAGAAUUAUAUUUCUGUCCCAUAAUGAAUUGUGUAGUGGAGAAUUUACUCUAGUAAAUAUCUUCCUGUACCUUUGACCUUUGAUGCUGGUUCUACAAAAUUGAAGAAGACAGAAGAACAAUGAUAGCACCAACUUUAAGGGUUGAAUUUCCACUGCAAUGUUCACUUAAGGGCUCUAUUCUGUCCGGAUCUCUGAAGCAUUACAGGUCUCUGAAGAGUUACAGAUCGCUGAAGCGUUACAGAUCUCUGAAAAGUUACAGAUCUCUGAAGAGUUACAGAUCUCUGAAGAGUUACAGAUCUCAGAUCUCUGGUUCCAUUCCAUUACAGAUCUCUGAAGCGCUACAGAUCUCUGAAGAGUUACAGAUCUCUGAAGAGUUACAGAUCUCUGAAGAGUUACAGGUCUCUGAAGAGUUACAGAUCUCUGAAGAGUUACAGAUCUCUGAAGAGUUACAGAUCUCUGAAGAGUUACAGGUCUCUGAAGAGUUACAGAUCUCUGAAGAGUUACAGAUCUCAGAUCUCUGGUUCCAUUCCAUUCCAGAUCUCUGAAGAGUUACAGAUCUCUGAAGAGCUACAGAUCCCUGAAGCAUUACAGAUCUCUGAAGAGUUACAGAUCCCUGAAGCAUUACAGAUCUCUGAAGAGUUACAGAUCCCUGAAGCAUUACACAUCUCUGAAGAGUUACAGAUCCCUGAAGCUUUACAGAUCUCUGAAGCGUUACAGAUUGCGCAAUAGAAAUGUAAAUGUAAGAUUGAGCCGACGUAAUGCAGCGUUUACCGUGAAUGCAGUAUCCACUAACGCAGGAACAUUACCUUUAAAUUUCAAUCAUGAUGUAACGCUGAACCUCCGCUAUACUUAUUGAAUAGAGCCCUUAGUCUCCCACUGACGUCAAUGCAUGGCCAAGUGAAAAUUCCACAUGUUCCCCUAGAUAAGACUUAAUAAAGUUGAACAUUUAAAUAAUAUGGAUGUGUAUUCUCAGAUUUUUGAAGAGCAAUCAUGUGGUAUUCCUUUAUGUUCCCACUGAAACCAAAAUAAUAUGUAAAUUACAUUUUGAAAAUGUAUGCAGGUUUGCAUUUGUAUGUAUUCAAAGAAAACAUGAGCAUUAAUUAAGAUACAAGACUAUAUUUGAUGGGAAAUGUUUGGAUGUUUUUUCUGUUUACUGAUCAUGAUAGCCCGUCCAAUCAAGAUAUUUUUGAAAAAUAAAAUGAUGAUACAAACU
Oncorhynchus kisutch (coho salmon) is the source of this 4437-nucleotide messenger RNA. RefSeq names its product transmembrane protein 178B-like. The coding region runs from base 797 to 1708 and encodes 303 amino acids. The record is from RefSeq and is a predicted model, not a curated record. The transcript has 4 exons. Gene Ontology annotation, cellular component: membrane. Lineage: Eukaryota; Metazoa; Chordata; Actinopteri; Salmoniformes; Salmonidae.